AUGUUGUCCAUUGGCUUCAUCCAUGUUCUUUCUGACGCCAAUGAAAACUUAACAUCUCCUUGCCUUAGUGAAAAUCCUUGGGAUAAGUUUCAAUUAGCCAAACUGUUGGCUAUGGCUGCUAAGAUUGGUAGAUUGAUGGUUGGUGUGUUUGCUACAUCUCAUUGCACCAAGUCUCACCUUCACAAAACCCAUGAGAGCAACUAUGUUGAUGAAGAGAAAAUAGGGAAAACCCAUGGUCAUGAUUCGGUUUCUAUGCUUGAGCGUUCGGAUUCAGCUCAACUUCAUAGACUCCAAAUAUGUAUUGGAAUGGCACACUCUAUGAUUAUAGGGAUACCAUUGGGUGCUUCUGAAAGUCCAAAGGCUAUAAAACCUUUGGUGGCUGCACUCACCUUUCAUCAGUUCUUUGAAGGCAUGGGACUUGGUGGAUGCAUUUCCCAGGUGGGAUUAAGGUUUAGGGCUGGGUUUAUCGGAAUAAGAGACAACCUUGGGAGAUCCAUCAACAGGUUCAGUGUCCAAGGAAGCCAUCGGUGA
Messenger RNA from Gossypium raimondii (Peruvian cotton), 531 nucleotides. Its product is annotated as zinc transporter 1. NCBI's taxonomy places the organism in Eukaryota, Viridiplantae, Streptophyta, Magnoliopsida, Malvales, Malvaceae. Gene Ontology annotation, cellular component: plasma membrane. The record is from RefSeq and is a predicted model, not a curated record. Gene Ontology annotation, molecular function: zinc ion transmembrane transporter activity. The transcript is spliced from 3 exons. Gene Ontology annotation, biological process: zinc ion transmembrane transport. Bases 1 to 531 code for a protein of 176 amino acids.